UUUUGUAAGUCAUUCGAUUGAUAGCUACCAAGGAGGAAAGCAAUCGAACAUAAAUGCUCUCGAGUUUAUAAUUGACAAGAUGACAAUCUCUGACGAAGUUUCGAAUAAAAACUUCGGCUAUGGCGUCCGUCACAUUCAAAUAGCAUGUAUGUGUUUGACGAUUGUAGCUCUAUUCAUUGCACGUGCCAGUAUGGGCGUCGCUGUUCUGGCGAUGACGGAUGGCAGCCGCGACGAUAUUGAAACGUAUAAAUGGGACAAGAAGACCCAAGGGAUCAUUCUGUCCUCCUUCUUUUGGGGCUACACGGUGAUGCAGAUACCUGCCGGUAUACUGUCUAAACGUUAUGGGGGGAAGUCGAUUCUUCUGAUAUCGCUUCUAACUAACACUGUUAUAUGUGGCCUAUUACCAACUCUUGUAAAAAUUUGGGGUUGGCCAAUAGUUUGCGUAUGCCGCGUCAUUAUGGGGUUAACUCAAGCUUGCCUUUUCCCGGCUACUCAUACCUUACUAGGUCGGUGGUUACCAAAGCAGGAGAGGACCUCCUAUAGUGGAAUUGUAUACGGAGGAACUCAAAUCGGAAUCAUAAUUGCGAUGCCAAUAUCUGGAUUAUUAGCUGAUACCAAGUACGGAUGGAAAUCUAUAUUUUACACGGUGUCAGCUACAAUGCUUGUUACUGCUGGUGUAUGGUCUUUCUUCGCAGCCAAUAUGCCGAGAGAACAUCGAAUGAUGACGGAACAGGAAAAGCAUUAUAUUGAAAGAGGUUUAAAUACGGUAGAAGCUAAGGCACUUCGUACUCCUUGGCGCCAUAUAUUCCAAACAAGAGCGUUAUGGGCUAUCAUGGUAACUCACAUCGGGAGUUCAGUCAGUUUUGUCCUGUUCUUUGUAGAUUUACCCACGUACAUAGAACGCGGCCUGAAAAUAAGCUUAAAAAAUAGUGCUGUCUUGUCAGCGUUACCGUACUUAGGAAUGUGGAUUGGUAAUAUUUCCUCGACGUAUAUUUGCGAAAAAAUUUACAAUCGGAACUAUUGGUCCUUGUUAACUUGCAGAAAAGUCUUUAAUUCAAUUUCUUUCUUUGGAUUAUCUAUUGGCUUAAUCGUCUUAGCUUUCUUAGGGCCUGAAAACAAAUCCUUGGCCAUCAUUACUUUAGUCAUGUCAUUAUUCUUAAGUGGGUUUUCUGCUGCUGGUUUUUUGAUGUCUUUUUUGGAUCUUUCGCCGAACUAUGCUGGUGUAACGCUUUCUCUUUCAAAUGCAGCUGCGAACUUUGGUAGUAUUUUAACACCAAUUGGGACAAGCUUAGUACUGAAAAAUGACCCUACUGACACCAGUAGAUGGCUAAUAGUAUUCCUGAGCACGGCGCUGUUGUGUGUCAUCGCUAACUGUGUGUUCUUGAUGUUCGCUAGCUCCACGCAGGUGGAAUGGGAUGAUCCGAACUUUAUUGAGAAGACAGUGGCUGAUAAAGAGGAAGUAAUACCAGCUUUGAAGACUGUGAAGGAAGACGCAGAACGAUAAGAAAAAUAUCAAUAUUUUAUACACUCUUUAUUACUGUAAUAAUUGUGAUACAAUGAUACAUGUAUAAAUGUUUAUGUUAAUAGACAUUCAUAUGUAUAAUAAAUCUUUUUUUAUGAGACUAAGACCA
This is a messenger RNA of Danaus plexippus (monarch butterfly), 1631 nucleotides long. Its product is annotated as putative inorganic phosphate cotransporter. Gene Ontology annotation, molecular function: transmembrane transporter activity. The record is from RefSeq and is a predicted model, not a curated record. The transcript has 11 exons. Gene Ontology annotation, biological process: transmembrane transport; monoatomic anion transport. The coding region runs from base 80 to 1504 and encodes 474 amino acids. NCBI's taxonomy places the organism in Eukaryota, Metazoa, Arthropoda, Insecta, Lepidoptera, Nymphalidae. Gene Ontology annotation, cellular component: plasma membrane.